GGAAAAGAGUGGCAGUGUUUAACCAGCGGCCAGUCUCCCAGCCCCUCCUCUCUGCCUGGUUAAGAGUGCGCAGGAAUUUCCGGCGGUUUACGCCCUUGCAGGGAUAGAGAGAAGGAGAGAGACAGAGGAGGAUUUGCUGAUUUUCUUACCUGGCAGCCGAGCUCCCGAGAGGUUGCUCAGACACCCAAUCGACAGACUGUGUGCCGGCCUCGUUAGUGAUUUUUUUUACGUGUGAUUGUGUAAUUUCUCCCUUUUUGUUUUGUUGCAAAUUGUUUGUAUCGAGUUUCUCUUGUCAGCCUUUAUAUUUUUUUUGAGAAGAAGAAGCAGCAGCAGCGGCGGAAAGAAUCAUGUCUGGUCCCAACUCGGCGACGAUUGAUACAGUGAAGAGAAAAAUCCAGUUCCUACAACAACAGGCGGAUGAAGCGGAGGAAAAGGCUGAGCAGCUGCAGCGGGAGCUGGACAGUGAGCGACAGGCCAGGGAGAGAGCGGAAACGGAUGUGUCCUCCUUGAAUAGGCGUAUCCAUUUGGUUGAAGAAGAGUUGGAUCGUGCUCAGGAGCGUCUGACUGCUGCCUUGCAAAAGCUGGAGGAGGCUGAAAAAUCAGCAGAUGAGAGUGAACGAGGAAUGAAAGCUGUGGAGAGCAAAGUCUUAAAGGCUGAGGAGAUAAUGGAAAUACAAGAGCUGCAGCUGAAGGAAGCUAAACAUAUUGCAGAGGAAGCGGACCGCAAAUAUGAAGAGGUGGCACGAAAACUUAUCAUCCUUGAAGGUGAGCAGGAGCGAACUGAGGAGCGUGCAGAGGUGUCGGAAAGUCGGGCGCGGCAAUUGGAAGAGGAACUUAAAGUAAUGGACCAGAGCUUGAAAUCGUUAAUGGCCUCAGAGGAAGAGUAUGCUUCGAAAGAAGAUAAAUAUGAAGAAGAAAUCAAGCUGUUAACAGACAAAUUAAAAGAGGCUGAAACUAGAGCUGAAUUUGCUGAAAGAUCUGUAGCAAAACUGGAGAAGGCAAUUGAUGAUUUGGAAGAAAAACUGGCCCAGGCAAAAGAAGAGAAUGUGGGCAUUCAUCAGGUGCUUGAGCAGACUCUAGUGGAUCUGAGCCACUUAUAAUAAUACUAACUGGGGGAAAAAAAGAAAAGCUUUACAUGCCACAAGUGCCCAUGGUACAACAACGUCUUCUGUGUAAACACUGCAAACCACCAGCCAAGUGUGAAACACAACAUGGGGUUUAGAACAACAAAUUAAUGUAGGCUCAAAUGUUUGUAUUGAAACCAAUAAAUUUCAAGGGGGAAGUCUUUCUUUUAAAACUAAACUUUAAUGCAGUGUGGGAACAAUUUUCUUUUUCUUUUCUGACUGCCCUGCCCUCUCCAUUAGAGUGAACUGGGCAGACCUUGACAUUUAUGCCAUAGACAUGUUAGCAGUUAUAACUGUAUAUUAGCUUUUACUUUCAGUUCUCUACCUGAUGGCCUUCCAUUCUUGACAAGCUUUUGUUUUUUUUUGUCUAAGUUUUAAAGCAAAAUAUAUUGACUUGAAGAGCUGUUGCCAAAAGUGCAUUUAUUAAGACCUCUCUGAUCUGAUGCUGGAUAACAUGAAAAAAAUAAAAAGAAUGCACACCACUUUCCUCUGCACCCCCCACAAACCCCCCCCCCCCCCGCCCCUGCAGGUUAGAAAUCUGGUUUUUGGUUAGUUGGAAGUGGUUUGUGUCGAUUUGAAACACAGAUAAAGUCGAAGCUUGUGAGGAUGUGGAAAAGGCCUGGUUUCUGAUAGCGGGACCACAUUGGCAAUUAUUGGCAAACAUUGCUGUUGUAUCAUACUGACCCAAGGUUACUAUUUGUAGCAUAUAGUAGAAAGUGUCACUAGAUAUCCCUAAUGUAAAAUCUAAUGACAUCUUCAAUAAAUCAUUGGGGAUGCCACCAUGACAUUGUAAACCUUUUAUACCCUGAAUAUAUGGGCUUGUGAAAAUAUGUACAUUUUUGUCAUAGAUUUAAAGAUCUUGAACACAGACUGGGAGUUUUAACAACCAUUUGCCCUUCUGUGAUGUAACUGUUUCUUCUCCCUAUGAAUGUCCUUGGAAUUCAACUUUAUCCUAUGCAAUUACCUGUGUAAGCUCGUUAUUUGUACGGUUUAUUAAACUUUGGAAUAAAA
Messenger RNA from Carcharodon carcharias (great white shark), 2135 nucleotides. RefSeq names its product tropomyosin alpha-4 chain-like. NCBI's taxonomy places the organism in Eukaryota, Metazoa, Chordata, Chondrichthyes, Lamniformes, Lamnidae. Gene Ontology annotation, biological process: cardiac muscle contraction; actin filament organization. The transcript is spliced from 8 exons. Gene Ontology annotation, molecular function: actin filament binding. Gene Ontology annotation, cellular component: actin filament. The record is from RefSeq and is a predicted model, not a curated record. The coding region runs from base 348 to 1100 and encodes 250 amino acids.